Molecule: messenger RNA, 1503 nt
Organism: Fonsecaea multimorphosa CBS 102226
Lineage: Eukaryota; Fungi; Ascomycota; Eurotiomycetes; Chaetothyriales; Herpotrichiellaceae
Exons: 1
Coding region: 1-1503 (500 amino acids)
Cellular component (GO): cytosol
Molecular function (GO): transaminase activity; pyridoxal phosphate binding
Source: RefSeq, a predicted model, not a curated record
AUGAAUGGAACUCACCUCGAUGAGCCCAAUGGCGCACUCGCAUCAGGGGACCCACGGGAGAAGGGAGACUCGACACCAGCCGGGCCAGCCUUGCUCCAUCGCUCGCUGCACUCACGACCAUACCAAGUCACCGCGGCGAAGGGGCUAUACCUGACCCUCUCCGACGGGCGGACAAUCAUGGAUGCCUGCGCCGGCGCCGCGGUCGCAUGCCUGGGCCACGGCAACGACGAAGUUGCCCAGGCGGUGGCGCGCCAGAUGAGCACGGGGGUCAGCUACAUCCACUCGCUGACCUACACGUGCGACGCCGCCGAGGAACUGGCGCACCACCUCAUCGACGGUCCCCAGGGCGCCGGGCGGUUCGGGCUGGAGAGGGCUUACUUUGUCAACUCGGGCAGCGAGGCCAUGGAUGCGGCGCUCAAGUUGGCGAGGCAGUAUUUUUUCGAACUGGGCCAGACGACGGGUGGUAAAGGGGGAAGAUCCCACUUUGUGAGCAGGAAACAGAGUUACCACGGCACCACGAUCGGGGCCAUGAACGUGAGCAGCAACCUCCCUCGCAAGGUACCCUAUGCGUGUUUUCAGCAGGACAACGUCAGCUGGGUCACGCCCGCGUACGCAUACCAGUACUCGGACUGGCGAAAGGGGGAAACCGAGGAAGAAUUCGCGCAGAGGCUGGUUGAUGAGCUGGACAGGCAUUUCCUCGAGAUCGGACCUGAGAAGGUCGUCGCGUUCAUCGCCGAGCCACUCGUCGGCGCUACCAGCGGAUGCACGCCCGCACCGAGGGGUUACUUCAGGGGCGUCAGGCGGGUGUGCGACAAGUACGGCAUUUUGUUGAUCCUGGACGAGAUCAUGUGCGGCAUGGGCCGGACGGGGACUCUAUUCGCGUUUGAGCAGGAGGAGGACGUCGUGCCGGACUUGGUGACCGUCGGCAAGGGCCUGGGGGGAGGGUACGCGCCCGUCGCGGCCGUGCUGAUCCAUAAGAAGGUCGUGAACGUCCUCAGAGCCGGCGGCGGCAGUUUCAACCACGGCCACACAUACCAGGCCCACCCGGUCGGCUGUGCGACCGCGCUGGCGGUGCAAAAGAUCGUGCGCCGCGACGGGCUGGUCGACAACGUCAAGCGCCUGGAGAGGUUUCUGUACCCUUUACUCGUCGACACGCUCGGGCCGGCAAAAUACGUGGGCGACAUCCGCGGCCGCGGCCUGUUCUGGGGCUUCGAGUUCGUCCGCGACAAGACCACGCGCGAACCCUUCCCCUCCCAAGCCGGCUUCGGCGGCCGCUUUCAGGCCAGGUGCUUUGACCUGGGCGUCGCUGUCUACCCGGGCGCGGCCACGGUGGAUGGCAAGAGAGGCGACCACGCCAUCCUAAGCCCGCCGUAUAAUGUGACAGAGGACGAACUCAGAAAGAUCGUCGCGCUCAUGAAGACGGCGUAUGAUUCCUUGGAGAAGGAAGUGGAUGGCGAGUCUUGGGGCGACAAGGCUGCAGCAAAUGGACAUGCGAAGCCAUAG